AAUAUAUCGGCCAAAUGUGUAACUGACAGGAAAGCUCAUUUUUGCAAUCUGCAACGAUUUCCACGAUAUUUGCCAUUCCCAAGCAAGUUGCAACUCCGGCGCAUCACUAAAGAGGUGCAUAUGUGGAAAUCAACCAUCGCGAUUGAAUCAUUCUUAAGCUGACUUAGACCGCCGCCACCUACACAGAAACGGACUCAGGAUGAUAACGACUUGGUACCGAUCUCUGCCGAGAUUAACCCGUUAUUGGUUCACCACGACAGUGGUCAGCUGCUUCGUCAGUCGUUUUAACCUGAUUCCCAUCGAAUGGCUGGACCUGAACUGGGAGGUGAUCUACUACCGGUGGGAGGGGUGGCGCUUUGUGACUUCAAUUGUUGCCUUCCCCAUAAAUCCGAACACAGCGUUUCGAUUCAUGAUUUAUUGCUACUUCCUGGUGACCUACAGUGGGAUGCUGGAGAAGGAUCAGUUCGGCCGGAGUCCGGCGGGAUAUCUGUAUCUUCUAAUCAUUAUAGCUGUUCUGGCGAAUAUCGGAGGACUCCUGCUUGGAGUCACCUGCCUAAUGGAAACGACAGUGAUGUCUGUGCUGUAUAUCUGGUGUCAUCUCAAUCAGGACGUGACUGUAAGCUUCUGGUUCGGAUCCCGUUUUAAGGCCAUUUAUCUGCCAUGGGUGCUGGCGGCCUUUGAUUUCAUCUUUAAUUUCACCCUGGAAUCCUUCGUUGGCAUUUUUAAUGGCCACAUCUACUAUUUUCUCAUGUUCCAUUAUCCCAAUCUGUUGGAAACACCUCGUAUACUUAAACGCAUUCUGCCUGAUCUUUAUGGUGGCUUCACCAGUUUUGGUGCGCCAUCAGAGAGCAGGUCAGCUGCCGAACCGAAUCCAGAUCACUCCUGGGGACGGGGAAUCACCCUGGGAGGCAACUAAAACUAAGAUGAAAGAGUUUCCAAUAAACCAGUGGCGGCCAGAAACCAUCAGAAAUGUGACUGACAAACAUUUUAUAAAUUUAUUUUCAAUUGAUUAGGU
Messenger RNA from Drosophila serrata, 1015 nucleotides. Its product is annotated as derlin-1-like. The record is from RefSeq and is a predicted model, not a curated record. NCBI's taxonomy places the organism in Eukaryota, Metazoa, Arthropoda, Insecta, Diptera, Drosophilidae.